AUGCGGGUACUUGAUAGUGGAUGCUCCAGGCAUAUGUGCGGAAAGAAAGAAAACUUCAAAACCAUCAAAAAGAUCGAUGGAGGAUUUGUAAGAUUUGGGGACAAUGUUAAAGGAGAAGUAACAAGAGUUGGAACUAUUACUCUAAGCUCAUCAUGUGAUUUGGUUGAAGUAUAUCUCGUUGAAGGACUCAAGCACAAUCUUCUUAGCAUCAGUCAACUAUGUGAUGCUGGAUUUCAAGUUACCUUCAACACAUCAAGCUGCAUUAUCAAUCAUUCUGAGAAAAAGCUCACUAUCGUUGGAGAUCGAUCACAAGUGAUCCUUGGCUAUGGCAUCGAAAACUUGGACACACAAGAAAGUGAAGCAGGUGAGGAUGAAAUUAAAUCAUCCAAAUCAGCAGAAGACAUUUCUAAAAUGUCCACUGAAAAUAUCACUGAAGAGCCGGCUACUGCAGAAGUAGAGUUGACUACUCCAGCUGACAAAAUAAAUGUACCCAGAGAAUGGAGAUUCUGGGAAAACCAGAUGAGAAAAUCCAAACUAGAUCCUCUCUCAAGAAACAAGCUUCAUUAG
Molecule: messenger RNA, 567 nt
Organism: Solanum stenotomum
Lineage: Eukaryota; Viridiplantae; Streptophyta; Magnoliopsida; Solanales; Solanaceae
Exons: 3
Coding region: 1-567 (188 amino acids)
Source: RefSeq, a predicted model, not a curated record